This is a messenger RNA of Entrophospora sp. SA101, 1707 nucleotides long. The record is from the annotation of a GenBank genome assembly. NCBI's taxonomy places the organism in Eukaryota, Fungi, Glomeromycota, Glomeromycetes, Entrophosporales, Entrophosporaceae.
AUGGCUACUUUAUUUCGUGGGAUUUUACAUAAAAAAGUACUUAGCAACUUUUUAAAAACUAAUAAUUAUAAACAGAUAAAUAAUUUAAUACUUAAUAAUUUAUCACAUCGAAAUACAGCAUUCACACAAAGAUCAGGUUUUCAUAAUUUGACAAAAACAAAUAAUGCUACAGUUGUAACAAAUCAAAUACCUUCACAAUCAACUUUGGACACACCACCUUCACUUGAACCAAAAAUUUAUCCCCAAAAAAAUAAUAUGGACAACAAUUUAAAUAAGAAAGGUACAAAUCCUCCAUUAAGUUUUCCAUGUAUAGAUAAAAAUCAAUUUCGCACUUUGUCAUUGGAUGGGGGCCCUGAACCCAAUUAUGAAAAAAUCAUUACGGGAUACAAAACGUUUCAUUAUGAUAAAUCAUUUAUUUGUGAUUAUGGAGGGAUUUUACCUGAACUUGAUAUUGCAUAUGAAACUUGGGGUGAACUGAAUGAGAAGAAGAGUAACGCUAUUAUUAUUCAAACUGGGUUAUCAGGAAGUAGUCAUGCUAAGAGCCAUGAAAAAAAUACUCAUCCUGGAUGGUGGGAGAACUUCAUUGGACCUGGACUUUCAAUCGAUACCAAUAAAUUUUUUGUUAUUUGUACAAAUGUUAUUGGUGGAUGUUAUGGUUCAACUGGACCAUCAUCAAUUGACCCAUCGGAUGGAAAUCGAUAUGCAACCAGAUUUCCUAUUUUAACAAUAUUUGAUAUGGUCCGUGCGCAAUUUUUAUUAUUGGAUUAUUUAGGAAUUGAUAAAUUGUAUGCUAGUGUUGGUAGUAGUAUGGGUGGAAUGCAAUCGAUGGCAUCAGUGUGGUUAUAUCCGGAACGUGUGUCACGAUUAAUAAGUAUAUCAGCAUGUGCAAGGUCACACCCAUAUUCUAUAGCACUUAGACAUACACAAAGACAAGUAUUAAUGUCUGAUCCUAAUUGGAAUAAGGGGUUUUAUUAUAACUCAAUACCACCUCAUGUUGGAAUGAAGUUAGCACGUGAAAUUGCUACAAUAAGCUAUCGAUCAGGUCCAGAAUGGGAACAAAGAUUUGGUAGGAAAAGGUCAAAAGAAGAUCAAACACCUGCACUAUGUCCUGACUUUUUAAUUGAAACAUAUCUUGAUCAUCAGGGUGAAAGAUUUUGUUUACAAUAUGAUCCAAAUUCAUUAUUAUACAUUUCAAAAGCAAUGGAUCUUUUUGAUAUGUCAGCUUCUACAUUAGAUAUUCUGUCUAAACAACGAGAAAAAACAAUUAAAGAAAUAUCAAACCGUGGUGAUAUUUCUUCUCCUAUCAAUCAUAACAAUAAUUCAGUAUGUACUGUUAGUAGUGAUGGUGAUGGCAAUAGUAAUACAUCACAACAAUCAGCAUUAAAACAAUACCCUACAUCUCCUUCAUCUUCAGAAUCUAAACGGAAGCAUAUUUCAUCACUAGCUACAUCAAAAGGCAAUUUUGAAAUUGAAGAUUUAGUUCAAGGAUUAUCAAAAAUUAAAGUACCAUCAUUGAUACUUGGUGUUCAAUCUGAUAUUUUAUUCCCAUAUUGGCAACAAAAAGAAAUUGCUGAAUGUUUGAGAAUAGGUGGAAAUGAUAAUGUGACAUAUUAUGAAUUGGAUUCCAUGUAUGGACAUGACACAUUUUUAAUUGAUUUAACAAAUGUUGGUGGUGCUAUCAAAGGACAUUUGGAAUUUGGUAGUUAG